UUCCUCUUCUCUGCUCACACAGGGAGCCCAGGAGGUCUCUGCCUCAAAGAUGUCACUGCUGCUGCUGCUGCCCCUGCUGUGGGCAGACUUGGCCCACAGGCCCAAUAUCCUCAUCCCUGGAGCCCUAGACCCUGGCCACUCCAAAAACCUGACUUGUUCUGUGCCCUGGGCCUGUGAGCAGGGAACGCCCCCCAUCUUCUCCUGGAUGUCAGCUGCCCCCGCCUCCCUGGGCCCCAGGACUACCCUCUCCACAGUGCUCAUCAUCACCCCACGGCCCCAGGACCAUGGCACCAACCUCACCUGUCAGGCGAAGUUCCCUGGAGCCGCUGUGACCACAGAGAGAACCAUUCAGUUCAAUGUCACCUAUACUCCACAGAACCCAACCACUGGUAUCUUUCUAGGAGAUGGCCCAGGGAAACAAAAGACCAGAGCAGGAGUGGUUCAGGGGGCCAUCGGGGGAGCUGGUGUCACAGCCCUGCUCAUUCUUUGUCUCUGCCUCAUCUUCAUAGUGAAGAUCCACAGGAGGAAAGCAGCCAGGACAGCAUUGGGCAGGAAUGACACCUACCCUGCCAGAGGGCCAGCCUCCCUGGAACACCAGAGGAAGUCCAAGUUCCAUGGCCCCACUGAAACCUACCGUGCUGCCCCUACUGUGGGGAUAGAUGAGGAGCUGCAUUAUGCUUCCCUCAGCUUUCAUGGGAUGAAUCCUUCCAAGGACACCUCCACUGAAUACUCAGAGGUCAGGACCCAAUGAGGAACCCACAAGAGCAUCAGCCUCAGCUAGAAGAUCCACAUCUUCUAUGCGUUGGGGACCAAAGGCUAAUUCUUGGAGAUUUAACAUCCUACAGGCAAUGGGUUUAUAGACAUUAUGUGAGUUUCCUGCUAUAAUGUCAUCAUCUUAGACUUUGUCACUAGAGAGUGCUGGAAUCAAAUCUGUGCUCCUUCAUUUACUAAGUGCAUGAUAUCACACAAACUCCCUAACCUUCCAUGUCUCCAUUUCCUUAUCUGUAAAAUAGGUGCAAGAAGUCCUAACUCGA
Messenger RNA from Saimiri boliviensis boliviensis (Bolivian squirrel monkey), 1034 nucleotides. The record is from RefSeq and is a predicted model, not a curated record. Lineage: Eukaryota; Metazoa; Chordata; Mammalia; Primates; Cebidae.